Mollisia scopiformis is the source of this 1392-nucleotide messenger RNA. RefSeq lists its product as uncharacterized. NCBI's taxonomy places the organism in Eukaryota, Fungi, Ascomycota, Leotiomycetes, Helotiales, Mollisiaceae. The transcript is spliced from 2 exons. Bases 1 to 1392 code for a protein of 463 amino acids. The record is from RefSeq and is a predicted model, not a curated record.
AUGUCUCCUACGAAAGAAAAAUUCGAAGCAUCCGUCGAAAGUCAAAUGGACGAAGCUGCUGCCAACCAUCCAGAGCAUGGACUCGUUCUGCCUGGUAACGAGCAAAAGCCUGGCCCCUUGGACGCUAUGGCAUAUAAUGUCGUGGAUGACAGCCUCUACAAUGUUCUGCAUGACCUGCUCAUGAGCACCUACCGCGAAGAGAAAAUUGCUCGUUGCAAUACUGCUGCCAUUCUCCUCGAAGAAAAGGCACAAAAAGCUCUCGACCCCGAAUCAUCCUCUACACUCGACUCCCUCAACAUCCAAGCUGGACAGGCUAAGAUCAAGACCGAAACUGCAUACUUCGAUGUGGAUGGCAAUACUUCUCUGCUCCAAGAUGAGCACGUGCCUUUCCCACCAGUCCUGGAAGCUGUGCCCAUCGUCUACUGCCUCAACUGCCGACUUCCUCGAUUCCCUUACCCAACUGAAGGUGUCGGAAGCAGGGAACCUGAUGCUGAGACAGUUUACUGCAAGAAGCAUGUCUAUGUCAAGAACCAUCCCGCUGAUAUCUACAACCAACGGUAUACAAUCGACCAGAAAGGUCCCGGCAGAGGCAACGGAAGAAAGAAGGAUAAGGCACAGGAACUUACCCCGAACGGCAGUCAAGACUCCCCGGCUCCAUCUCCUCCUUCCAACAAUCAAAACCAACAAGUUCCUCUUAACCACAGCAAAUGUCCUCUAAACUGCGGAAGACAUAUUGCUAUCAAGAAGAUGGGUUGGCAUCUUCAAAGAGAGCACGCAAACGGCAGUCGAACUUCGAGCAAAGCAGCAAUGGAGAAGAUUCAGAAGACCAACGGUUACACUUCGUCUCGCAGCCGCAACUCCACACCCGCCCCAGCAAAUGGCUCCAAAGGCCGAACCAGCCCCAACAAGCGUGACCUUGAUGAUUUCGAUUCCGACGAGUCUCCUCAAAAGCCAAAGAAGGCUAGGAAUGGAGCGACCAAGCCUAAAGUUCCUUCCACGAGCAAGACCUCAUCUCAAAUCUCCAACAGUAAUCUCAAUCACGUUGAAACUCACGCGAGCGACGAUGAAUAUGAUGAUGGUGACGAUCGGCGAGACGGCGACUUUGGCAGUACAGCUGCGAAGGCAAAGAGAAAGGACAAGACAGCAGCGAAGCCGACUAAGUCAAAGGUUACCAAGGAUACGAUGAAGAAUGGCAACGCCUCCAAGCUUGAGAAGAAGCCCAAGAAGACAGGUGGAAAGACUCCGGCACCAGCGUCUAAGAAGCCUCGUCCUGUCACCCCGCCAGACUCGAAAGCUACUGUCAAGCCUGAGGUUAACGGCCAAGAAAAGAAGGAGCACAGCGGCCCUAGAGGCAGUUCAGAGAGCAGUCAAACUUUGAGCUCACCCAACUAA